AGUAGUGGCGCUGGUGAGCGACAAGUAGCGAAAGGUGUUGAGGGUUUCUGAAUGUGAAAGAGUGAGGAGGAAAGACGUGCGGUUAGGGAGGCUGCAAGAAGGGGGGAAGUGACGGGUCUGCUUGAAAAGAAAGAAAUGUCGGAGAGGAUCGCUUCAUCAUGUGGAAACCUUUAUGACACCACGUCACUCCUUCUCCAGUACUGCAAAGAUGACAACGUGUCGGCGGGCAGCACCAUGGAGGUGGACGACCGCCUGUCUCAUCUGGAGCAGCGUGUCCAGUUGCAGGAGGAUGAGCUCCAGCUGCUGAAGGCUGAACUGGCCGACGCGCUGCGCAGACUGGGCUACUGUGAGGAGCUGACCCAGCCUGGGGCCGGAGCUGGGGGGAGGAGGCCUACCGUGGCCCCACCCACCAAGAUGCGCCAACUCCUGCAAGCCUUACCAUCCAAGCCUCUCACUCUCAGCAAUGGUUAUGUCCAGCAGAAACGUAUGGGGGGAUACCCUUCCUCCCCCUCUUCUCCCAAAAAGGAAGUGUCGCUGUCAAUCAAAAGAAAGAGCAUGUCGACAGAGCGUCUCUCCACAGCCAGGAGGGAGAUGGUGUCUGACAGCAGAAGCAGAACCACCUCGUCCAGCAGCUCCGCAUGUGGCAGGAGCAGCAAAGAAUGCGCUGUCAAUGCAGAGGAUGGCUAUGUGAGGAUGUUCCUGAGGGGUCGGCCAGUCACCAUGCACAUGCCUGACCAGAAGAGGGACAGCUACAGCCUGGAACACAAGGGGGCGCUGCCUGAGCACAAGCUCAAACUGCAGUGGGUGUAUGGGUACAGGGGCAGAGACUGCCGUUCCAACCUCUACCUGCUCCCCACAGGGGAGAUAGUCUACUUCAAUGCCUCCGUGGUGGUGCUCUACAAUGUGGAGGAACAGCAGCAGAGACAUUACCUGGGCCACAACGACGAUGUCAAAUGCUUAGGCAUCCAUCCAGACAUGGUCACCAUAGCCACUGGACAAGUCGCCGGAACCUCCAAAGAUGGCAAGCUGUUAGAGGGCAAGCUGUUGCCUCCUCAUGUGCGUGUGUGGGAUUCGGUCAGUCUCAAUACCCUGCAUGUCAUUGGGAUGGGCGUCUUUGACCGGGCGGUCACCUGUGUGGCCUUCUCCAAGUCGAAUGGUGGUGCUCAUCUCUGUGCCGUCGAUGACGCCAAUGACCACAUCCUGUCUGUGUGGAACUGGCAGAAGGAGAAGCAGCUGGCGGAUGUGAAGUGCUCCAAUGACUCAGUGCUGGCCGCAGCCUUCCACCCCAUGGACGCCAACCUGAUCGUCACCUGUGGGAAGUCCCACUUGAACCUCUGGACCAUGGACGGGAACACUCUCACCAAGCGCCAGGGGCUGUUUGAGAAAAACGAGAAGCCCAAGUACGUGCUGUGUGUGGCCUUUGCUGAGAACGGAGACACCAUCACAGGAGACUCCAGUGGGAACAUCUUCGUCUGGGCCAAAGGUGGGAACCGGAUCAGCCAGGUGGUGGCGAGAGCCCAUGAGGGCGGGAUCUUUUCCUUGUGUGUGCUGAAGGACGGUACACUGGUGUCCGGUGGAGGGAAGGACCGCAGGAUGGUGCUCUGGGACCACGACUAUAACAAGCAGAGUGAGAUGGAGGUGCCUGAGGCGUUUGGGCCAGUGAGAGCCGUGACUGAGGGGAAGCAGGGGGAGCUGUUAGUGGGGACCACCAAGAACACCGUCCUUACAGGCUCUUUCCCUGAAACACUCAACCCUAUAGUACAGCUUUUUCUGCACACGCAAUACCCUUUCUCUAUCAUCUCACCUCUCUCGCCUCCUCUCUUAAUCUCUCAGGGUCACACAGAUGAGCUGUGGGGUCUGGACAUCCAUCCUUCCAUGGAGCAGUUUGUGACUUGUGGCCAGGACAAGCAGGUCCACCUAUGGGACACCAACUCCCAUCAGCCUCUCUGGAGCAAGACCAUCGAGGACCCAGGGCGUUGUGCAGGGUUCCACCCCAGUGGAGCUGUGCUGGCAGUGGGGACCAUGACAGGAAGGUGGUUGGUGCUGGACGCUGACACCCGAGACCUGGUGUUCAUGCACACUGAUGGCAACGAGAUAAUCUCUAAUAUCAAGUACUCCCCAGACGGCAACUUCCUAGCCGUAGGUUCCCAUGACAACUUUGUUUACAUCUAUGCCGUGAUGGAGAAUGGCAAGAAGUACAGCCGCGUGGGGAAAUGCACUGGUCACUCCAGUUUUGUCACCCAUCUGGAUUGGUCCGUCGACAGCCAAUACAUCGUAACCAACUCAGGAGACUACGAGAUCCUAUUCUGGGAAGCUUCAAGCGGAAAACAUGUGACGAGCAUGGACCUAGUUCGUAAUGUGGAGUGGGCAACCUCCACUUGUGUUCUAGGCUUCAGUGUCUUUGGCGUUUGGCCUGACGGUGCUGACGGCACGGACAUCAACGCCGUGUGCAGGUCACAUGACUCCUCCCUGCUGGCCUCUGCUGACGACUUUGGCAAAGUGCACUUGUUCUCCAACCCCUGCUCCCAGCCAAGGGCCCCAAGCCAUACCUAUGGUGGCCACAGCAGCCAUGUGACCAACGUUGCCUUUCUCCACGACGACAGUCACCUGAUCUCCACCGGAGGGAAGGACACCAGCAUCCUCCAGUGGGUGGUCGCCUAGACAACCCUGCAGCAUCAGUCUCCACCGUCGCCUCCUGCCCACCAGAGGGCAGCAAUGCUGUGCCUAUAAAAACACCCACCUUUAACCCUCUCCUCUCUGCACAUAUGUUUGAUGGUACUGUCCUGAGGUGCCACUAGGUGGGGCACUGACUUCAGAGAAUAAGCAUGUCGAGACUAUUUUAAGGCUAUUUAAACACAGUUGUAGCUGCUAUUUAUGUUGCAAAGGUCUAUAGAGGUAUAUCUGAGUGGCUGUGGUAUUCUAAUAUUAACUGUGUUGUGGUGGUGUGGCACCUAGCACUUAAUACAUAUUUAGGAGUAAGCUUAAGCUGUGCUUUGCCUUCGUUUUGUUAAUAAAGUUUCUAACCCAAUCA
Molecule: messenger RNA, 3031 nt
Organism: Oncorhynchus kisutch (coho salmon)
Lineage: Eukaryota; Metazoa; Chordata; Actinopteri; Salmoniformes; Salmonidae
Product: echinoderm microtubule-associated protein-like 1
Exons: 23
Coding region: 136-2661 (841 amino acids)
Biological process (GO): microtubule cytoskeleton organization
Cellular component (GO): mitotic spindle
Molecular function (GO): microtubule binding
Source: RefSeq, a predicted model, not a curated record